Trypanosoma conorhini is the source of this 648-nucleotide messenger RNA. RefSeq lists its product as uncharacterized. NCBI's taxonomy places the organism in Eukaryota, Euglenozoa, Kinetoplastea, Trypanosomatida, Trypanosomatidae. The transcript has a single exon. Bases 1 to 648 code for a protein of 215 amino acids. The record is from RefSeq and is a predicted model, not a curated record.
AUGCUUUCCAACUUUGGAAUUUUUUUGUUCCCACCUGUUGUACUCCUGAUGGUAACCCUCAACUUCCUGCUGCUGGGCGCAGGCGACGGGAGUCAUUCUCUCCUCCUCCUCCUCUGUGGUGUUUGCCGCACGGCUGUGCUGGUGUUGACCCCUCCCCACCCUUCCUUUCCCUCCUUGCCUUCUCGUGCGGGACCGCACCCCUCGCCAGCCGCAGGCGGCAGCACACACGCACACACGCAGAGACACAGCGAGGGGCACAGCGGGCAUGGCACGGCGAUGCUCCACGGCGACGCAGACGGCUGCGGCGCCCGUUCGGUGCCUGGCCGCGGCGCAGUGGCGCGAGAGGGCGUCCGCUCCGCGCUGCAGCGGCUUCUCCGCCACACCCUGACGCUGCUUGGGGCCCUCAGCAGCGGUGUGGGCGGUGUUCGGGACGCAGCCCGCCUGAGGUGCAGCGGCAGUGCCCCGCGCCUGGGAGGGGCCCAAGGAAGAGCGGCGCAGGUCGCCGAGGCAACCGUGAGAGCCCGCGCCGCCGUGCAGCUGCUGGAUCGUGGGGGCGUCGCGCCGCACCUGCGCGUGGCGGGCGGGGCGCUCGCAAGUGCGACCGAGCUGCUGGACCGCCUGCAGCGUGAGAAUGGCUGGCGCGUGUAG